Messenger RNA from Caenorhabditis auriculariae, 7004 nucleotides. NCBI's taxonomy places the organism in Eukaryota, Metazoa, Nematoda, Chromadorea, Rhabditida, Rhabditidae. The record is from the annotation of a GenBank genome assembly.
AUGCGAGUUUUACCGUUACUUUCGCUCUUGACCGCAGCCUUUGCGGCGGACGUGAGUGAUUGGAAAACGGGCCAUGGUAUGUUUAAUUUCAUUUUUUUGGAACUUAGUUUUUCAUAUGUAUGUGAUUUACGAAGUAGUAUAAAAAAAAGGUAAAAAAAAACUUUUUCAAGUGAGCGGAGAAGUGCUGGAAGGCAAGAGAGAUUUUCCGUGUUAUUCGCUAUCCCGCGAUAACUACACGUGCUCCGCUUGCAUUCAGUUUCACGAUUCUUGUGCUUGGUGUGGGGCUCCUGUAAGUCGAUAAAGAUCGGCAUUUUGAAUUGGUUUUCUUGUUCAGAUGUUUGACGAGAAGAAGCCGUACGCUAGGUGCGAUAAUCGCGAAAAGUUAUUGGAACACGGUUGUUCGGAGGGCUACAUCGAGGAUCCUGUAACAAAGCUCGAAGUCACUGAGGUAUAAGAAAUAUAGUUCUGAAAUUUUUUUACUACUUCGAGUCUCAGUAUAGAGCUGUGACUCGAAUUUUUUUAAUAGAAAAUAAUUGUUUACUAAAUCAAAUGAAAAAAAAUUUUUCUAAAUUCAAAUUUCAAAAAAAUUAAAAAGCUAUUAAAUUUUUUUGAUGGUAUGAAAAAAAAGCCAGCAAACUUGCGGACGGCGAUUUUUUUCCGAUUUUUUUCAUAUCGCUACGGAACUUUCCGAUAGAGAAAUUUCCGACUAAUCGUUUCACGACUUUUUUUUCGAUAAACUCUACUUUUUGAAUCUUCCUAUUUGAAGUAGGUAGUUGAUCCAUUAUUAAAAACACAAAGAAAUAGACGAAAAAAAUGUUAAUAGAUAAAUUAUGAAACAAAAAAAUCAGGGAAAAAAAGUCGGAAAAAGAUUCGUCGGCAACUUCUCCGUUGGAAAGUUCCGCAGCAAUAUGAAAAAAUCGGAGAAGACGCCGCUAAAAUAUUCGUUGGCUUUUUUUUUACCACCAAAUUUUUAAAAGAUUCCAUUUUUAUCUUCAUCACGAAAUGGCGUUAAAUUCGUUUCUGGUUACAGGAUAACAAACUUUCCGAUCAAGGUCAGGUCGAGUCAGAAGAAGAAGCCGUUCAAAUCAAGCCUCAGGAGAUGUUCAUCGAGAUUCGGCCAAGUUUGCUUUUCUUUCAGUUUCAAAUUGAAUACAACUGAUUUUUUAGAGUCUCGUGUAAGAUUCAACGUCACUUACCGGCAAGCUGUAGAUUAUCCCGUCGAUCUUUAUUAUUUGAUGGACCUGUCGUAUUCCAUGAAAGACGACAAACAGAAGCUAUCUGAACUUGGAGAUUUAAUCGGUUUUUUUUUUCUGAGAGGGACAAAUCGAGUCAAAAUGUCUAUUUUAGCCGAGCGGAUGAGAACGGUCACCAAAAACUUCCGUCUUGGGUUCGGUUCGUUCAUCGACAAGAAACUGAUGCCUUUCAUCGAUCCGCGAAUCGAGAAGUUUGCUCCACAAUGUUGAACUGGAAAAUUGUUUCCUGUUGCAGACAGCGUUCCCCUUGCCCGACUCCUUGCGCAGAACCCUACGGCUUCAAGCACCAAAUGUCGCUUACGACGAAUACGGCAAAGUUCAAAGUUUUCGAAUUCCGCUCCUCGGUUUUUUUCACAUGUUUUUGUAGGCUGAAGUUGACAAGGCCGAAAUAUCCGGAAAUUUGGACGCUCCUGAAGGCGGCUUCGACGCUGUCGUGCAGGCUUUGGCUUGUAAUGUGCGUUUGUCCUCAUUCAGAAGUUUUGACUCCUUUCAUGGUCGUUUUCUCCAAUAUUUGCAACAAUUAGACUUUGUUGUAUAGUGCGAAAGAUGGAUAGCACUCUUUUUAGUAUAUAAUAUUUAUUAUACGAUAAACAAAAUUAUACAACUUGAACACUAUACAAAAAAACGCAUGCUGGAAAAGUCGGUCGGUUCGGUCGCUUUUUUAUGAUGCCUAUUUUUACAGUUUUCCACGCUUUAUUGAGGUGUUAACGGUUUUAAAGUACGUAAUUCUUCAUAUUAUGACUAGUUUCGAAGUCAGUUUUCAAAAAUUCCGGUUUUUUAAUUUACAAAACUUCUAUUUUCUGAAUUUUUCUAUUUUCGCCAAAAAAUGCUCUUAAAUCUCCAUGAACACUAUUUCGCACCUAACUCAUUUCGAUUUUAGGUCAAGUCAAAAAGGUUGAGAAGAAAUUUAUUCAAAAAAAAACACAGAUCUUCCUGAUUUCGGCCGCCAAUAUUUGGUUUUUCGAAACUUCAGACCUUACUAAAAUAUAGAAUUCUACGCAUUUUGGACCCUCAAACAAUUUAGAUUUAAAAAAAACUUCAGGGUUUUAAAAAAUGGCCACUUUAAAAAAGUGGUCGAAACGACUGUCUUUACCAGCAUUCCUACAAAAACUCUAGAACAAAAAUUAAUUACCAAUACAAUGUUGGAGUAAAAAAAAUGUAGGGCAAUAAGGGGUUCAACGCAGAAACAAUGUAUGGUAGCGGUCGCAAUAAAUGUGUGUAGGUUUGCGGAGAUUCCGGAAAUCUCAAUAAAGCUCAUAGAAAACAAUAGUCCCGACGACCAGCUGCUUCUCCGAUUUAUAUUUUUCAGAAUGAAAGUACAUUUUGUGAACAAAUCCACAUUUCGAUGAAAAAUGAAGCAUGACAAAUUGACUUUAUAGAACUUUCUCGUAAAAUAAAUUAGUUUAUCUAAUUUUUCAAUUUGCAUUUUUCCUUUUUGUUUUUUGCCUCACAUUCUGUAAUAGAGUAAAUUGGUGACAUUACUUUAUUUUUUAAGGAAAAGCCUCAGUUUUCAGAAGACUAUUGGAUGGAGAGAACGGGCCAGAAAAAUGAUCGUUUUCUCGACUGAUGCAGGUUUUCAUUUCGCCGGGGAUGGAAGAGUCAGUUUUUUUUUUGUAGUUUAAAGGAAUCGAUUCUCGAAUUUUACAGCUCGCGGGUGUUGUUGAACCAAACGAUGGAUCCUGUCACCUUGACCGUGAAGGUUAUUACACCGAAACAUUGACUCAGGUUUUCAUUUUGUUCCAUUAUCCUUAAAAUACAAUAUUCUAGGAUUACCCGUCAAUUGCUCUUCUUCAUCAAAUGAUCAAAGAGCGGAAAGCGAACGUCAUUUUCGCCGUCACGCAGAACAACCAAGAGCUUUAUAAUCAGGUACUAGGAGAAUUUCGACGUUUUUUUAAAUAUUUUAUUUACACUUUUCGUUAAUUCAACGUGAUGAAACGAGAUAAGCCUUCCCCAGAUUUUCACUGGUUAAUUUUUGGCCUAUUUCUUUUGCUUUAGUUGUCGGGCGCUCUUCCUGACGUUUCCUCCUCAGUAGGAGUUUUGGCCGAGGAUUCACGGAACAUCGUUGACCUUAUCGAAAAGGAGUACUUAAAAAUCAGUGAGAAGAUCAUCAUGGUCGACAAUGCCAACGCUACGGACGGCCUGAAGCUCACCUACCGCAGCAUGUGUCUGGAGUAGGUCUUAAAAUCGAGUAGUCGACAUAAAGAACUAUAGUCAUGUCGGAACUCACUGCUCAAACGGCCUACAAGUCAAUAUCAGCUCAAUUUGACAAACUGAAAAAGUUUUUUUUGCCGUUGGAGCUGCGCUUUGAGCCGGGGAAGAUGGCCGAAUCUAUAGUCAUGGUUCGAAACGUGGCGUAUUUUCAACCGCUUAGCGAUCCCGUUGCAACACUAUGGCCUCCAAGUGCACAGCUCUGUUCGCCGCGAGGCUUUUGAAAAUUUUAAAUUAGUACAGGCCACAACGAAGUAAAAGUUCAUGUGCUUUCAAUAUCGAUUGUUUUACAUGAAAAAAAAGUUCCAGAUUGAGGUUCUAAAUACCUUCAGUGUCAGCACUUUAAAGUGCUUUGAGCGCUUCAUAAGUUGUAAUUUCACUUGAAAUUUAUAGUGGGACGACUCUGCGCGAUACAAACGUUUGCGAAGGAAUCCGAGUGGGUGACGAAGUGCAGUUUGAAGUGACUUUGGAGGACACGCACUGUGUUGAGCAGCGAGACUUUGUACUCAGAAUAGGGCCUUCUGGACUAGACGAGACUCUCAUCGUCAAUGUCAAAGUUCUUUGCGAUUGUGACUGUGAGCAUCAGGUGAAUUUUUUUAUUCCUUUCUUUUUUUCUUCGUUUCGCUUGCAAACAAAAACAACGACCCAAUCAUGUUUUUCACUAUUGAAAAAUAGGGCGAUUGUUACAAUAGUGCAAGUUUAGGAUCGAAUCGUGACGAAUUCGGCGGAAUGUCAUGGUGGAGACAUGGUUUGCGGCGUGUGUAGAUGCAAAGGAGGAAACGUCGGAAAGUACUGUGAAUGCAACCGACCCGGCAUGAGUACCGCUGCCCUCAACGAGAAAUGCAAGCGGUUCGUUUCUUUUUGUUAUUGAGAGACGGGGCGAAAAAGUUGAUGCUUCGUCUAUGCUGUGCUAUAACCUGACCUCCGCCCGCUCUUUUGAUAGCGCUGAACCCAUAAGACUUGUUCUGCGCCUUUUGGGUUCAGGCUGAGUUGGGAAAAAAGGACGUUACGAUAACUUUCUGCAAAUAUGUUGUAGAACACCAUUUUUAGGAUUUUUUGAAAACAAAACCAAAUAUUGUCACUCGGCUAGUUUUUGAGAUACGGUAGCUCAAAAGAUUUCGGUAAAAAUACCUCGAAUGUUCAUCUCUCGGCAAAAAAUUAGCGGAACUCAGUCAAAGUUUGUCACAAGGUUUAUAACAAUUUUUAUUUCAUUUUUAAAAAUCUAACAUCUACCACUUGCUCUUUAUUGCUCAUAUUAGAGAUUUUUUUCCAAAAAAAUCAAAACCAGUAUAUAAAGUUUUUUUACCCGGUUUGGCUUCUUUUUCCUAGCUGUUAGAUCAAAAAAAUAUCAUAAAUAAAAAGUUUUUUUGUUAGAAGCUAAUCAAUCGACAUGAAAAAGUCUGUGCCAGAGUCCUUGACAUUCCAAAUCUGAAUAAGCGAUAGCACACGUAACAUUUCCUUUCAGAACUAAUGAAUCGGCUAUUUGUGAAGGUCGCGGAGUUUGCAACUGCGGUCGUUGCGAAUGCAACCCACGAGCGGUAAAUUUAUACAUCAUUUCAUGAUCUGAAGAAGAAAAAUAAAUUAAGAACCCGGAAGAACAGAUUUCCGGAGAGUUUUGCGAGUGCGACAACUUCAAUUGCCCCCGACACGACCGCAAGAUCUGCGCCGAGCACGGCGAGUGUAACUGCGGCAAGUGCAUUUGCGCUCCAGGAUGGACAGGUAUCAUUUUGGUUUGGUUCGCGCUGAUUAUCAACAAAGUUCGACGUCAGGAAGAGCCUGCGAAUGUCCGAUUUCGACGGAUUCGUGUCUUUCUGCCAAUGGAAAGAUUUGCAAUGGCAAAGGAGAAUGCAUCUGUGGUCGCUGUCGUUGCUUUGACGGCCCCGACGGAAAUCGUUUCUCCGGAGCUAAAUGCGAGAUUUGCCCGGUGAAUUAUUUGCUAAUCUUUUCUGGAUCACAGUUUUAAUAUGCGCUUGGAUUUAUACGUCUUUCUGUUCGGUAAAGUUGCUAUUUUUUCUGUAACUGUUUAAAAAAUGUUUCUCUAAAAAAAAUUUUAUACAUUCAUGUACUAUUUAAAAAUUUUCAGACAUGCCCAACCAAAUGCAUUGAAUACAAGCCCUGUGUGAUGUGUCAGCAAUGGCAAACUGGUCCUUUCAACGAGACGCGCUGCGAUCAAUGUCCUUUCAAGGUGAUACCUGUCGACGAGCUGCCAGGUAAUUCAUGGAAACGACACGGUCGACGAAAACAUAGGAGAUUAUUGUUUCAAUUCGAAAAAUUAGGGAUCACAGUCUGAUCGAAAAUGCUUGCUGAUGUGGUCAAACGCUAAAGAAAUGACUCCAGUCAUACAUGGGCAAGUAAAGAUGUCCGAGAAGAUAGUUCGUACCAUUAAAAAACUUUAGAAAAAAGGUUGUAAAAGAACCUAAGGAAGGGAGUGCUGACGGAAAUAAAAUAAGUUUUACCCUUUAGAGGUAGUACCAACUUCAAUUUAGGAAGGCGUGGGUGGAGGGGCUGGCGGCCUUCAAAAAUGAUUUGCAUAUACAUGCUUCCAGUAGGUAUCGCGUUGAGAAUUACAAUUUUCCCUAUAGAAUCGUUGAUGACACUUCUCUAGUAUACUUUUUCAAAAAACAAACUUUGGAGUGUUAGACGGUUGUUGGUUGAACUGUUAUUUUUAAAUAACAGUUCAAGCAACAACCGUUUAAAAAACGUUCAAUCGCCCCGUUCUGAUCACUCCAGCAAGCUAUUGUGAUCUCAAAAACGUGUACACGAAACAAUAGGGAUUUUAAAAAUAUAUUUCCAACUCCAGUUUAAUUCAUAUUUUUUUCCUCAGAAUUGAUAAUUUUUUCCGUCACAAAAAAACUUUUUUUUCUUUCCAGUGAUCAAUGAUACGACGCAUUGUCAGUUUGUGGACCCUGCCGACGACUGCACUUUCUAUUAUCUUUACUAUUAUGACGACGCAACCGACAAUGCCACUGUUUGGGUUCGCAGGCAUAAAAGGUAGAAUCUGUUGCACCUUAAAAAUAAACGCGGUACCUGUAAUUUGAAAAAUAUUUAUCACAUUUCAAUAUAUUUUUUGAGAAUAUUAAACUUUGAAAGGGAUGAAUAAAGGAAGUUCAAUAAAUCAAUCCUCUCAGAUUGUCCACCACCAGUGCCUGUUCUUGCGAUUGUUCUGGGCGUAAUAGCUGGAAUCGUAAUUCUGGGCAUGGUUUUGCUUUUCCUGUGGAAGUUCCUCACCGUUUUGCACGACCGCGCAGAGUACGCCAAGUUCAACAACGAACGCCUCAUGGCCAAGUGGGACACGGUAUGUGGGCCAAAAAAUUUAUAUUAUUUGAUUCGAUGAUUUCUGCUUUCUGUUUUCAAACUCAGAACAAAUAGUGAAAUAUUUUACACUCUAUUUUGUUAUAUUCAGAGCUUAUAAGUUCAAAAAUCAGAAAAAAAUGAAUAAAAAAGUCUCUCUAUCGGAAUUCUCAGAACGAGAAUCCAAUCUACAAACAAGCGACGACGACUUUCAAAAACCCUGUCUACGCUGGAGGAAAGAAGGCCAUGUAA